AUGGGGCGGCCCAGCGGUUUCUUCCGGAGGCUAAAGGCGAAGGAGAAGCGCGCCUCCUCACGCAAGCAGCGUGGCACCAAGGGUGCAUCCAAGGAGGAGAGGCGGCGCAAGCACAAUGAGCGGGUGGAGCUGUACGCGGCGAAGCGCGAGGCGGAGCAGCUCGCGGAGGUAAGCAGCUCCAGCGACGACGAACCAUCGACAGACUCGGACGCGGAGGAGUACCGCCAGACGAAGUCGUUGCGGCGGCUGCAGAAGAUGCUGGGGGUAACUUCGUCCUCCGACCCCCAAGCCGCAUCGUAUAAGCGUUCCCGCCGGCAACCGACAUCCGCGUCACGCCGCGAUGACACUAACGCCGACGAGGAUGAGAAAGUGGAAGAUGGAUGGAACAGCUGCGGAGAUGACGACAGUGACGAUGCAAACGCGAGGGAAUCGCUCUCGACGAAAGGAAAGCAAAACCGUCGCCCACCUCCGCAGCGGCGUCGCGCUCGUCAUGAGUGUGCCCAAGCGAAAGCGAGCGCCGCGUGCGGCGACGACGACGACGCGGAUGUGGACGGCGAAGACUGGCGACUCUAUUUGGGUGCUGUCAGCGGCAGCGGUGACGACGACGACGACGACGACGAAGGUGCGGAUGGUGAGGAAGUGACGGAGCUUGGGGAGGAGACGGAUGACGCCGACAACGUCGUUGACACAGACCUUCUCAUGGACAUGGACGACAGUGGCGAUGACGGCGACAGUGUCGGCAAGGAUGAGGAAAGUGAAAACGACGACAAUCCGCUCUUCGACCUCGAGAGGAGCGAUGGAGACGCUCAAGAAGUAGACGACGAUGACGAUGACGGAGCGGAUCUCUUCGAUGAUGCGAUGAUGUACGACGGCGAGGAGGAAGACGAGGAGGAGGAGGAGGAGGGUGAAGAGCGGGAGGAUAUCUAUGUCGAUGACGAAGACGAUGACUCGGCGGCAGGGAAGGAACGGGAAACGGAUUCACAAGAGCGCCUUCUGCUGCAAAGCUUCCAGUUCAACCCAAGCACCGUCUCUAUCCUGCGGCAGUGCGGCGCUGUUGGUGAGGCUAACGGCGCGAAGGACAACAGCAGCAGUUCUGUGUUGACAGAGAGGGAUGAGUGGGUGCGCAAGUAUCAUCUCAAUUUGCACGGCGCGCUUGACGAGACACCGCUGAAGCCACUGCCAGUACCGCAUGCCGCGUUGGAGCUGCUGGCCGAGUCGAACAAGCGUCUUCAGGCGCGCGCCGCUGAACGCCUGAAGACGACUAAAGAUAAGAAGGAGUUGGGCAUCUUCUUUGCCUCUCCGGAGGAGUUCGCCGCAGUGCACCCGGAGAACGUUGCAGUACUCGCCACGGCGCACGCGCAGCAGCACCUGCUGCACGCGCCAUUUGAUGUGCAGCAGUGUGCUGCGUCACUGCCAUCGCCGUCAGCACCUCAGGCAGCAGAGCCAUGGACGGCGUGCCCACCGUACCUCCAUCCUCUGUUGUGGGAGAAGUGGGCGGCAUUCCGUGCAGGCCGAAACGUACCCACAUUUACCGCGGAGGAGCGUGGCUUGCUAGAUUUGCUGCAAGGCUACGCGGACCUGCUUGACACACUGCACUGCUGGCAGAACAGCGAGUCGCGGCGCGAAAUCUUCGCGUUGCACCUACUCAAUCACUGGUUCAAGGCCCGGUCUGUCGUGCUAGCGCAUGACACCCUCCUGGCAAAGCGCCAGGAGGCGCAGAGAAGGCGUCGCUGUCGUGACCAGCAGAAGAGGCAACGCAGACACAACGGAGGCACUCUGGACAGCGACGCCUUCUCUGCUGAUGCGAAGUGGCUCACACAGCAGAGCUCUACGAGAAACCGGGGUCGGCAGGCAAAAGGCAAGGCCCCCGUCAGUCAGCAAAACAAACCAGAGAAGGAAGUGACGAAGUCUGAUGGAAUUUGCUGUGAGGCCGACAGCGAGCAGCAAGAGCACAAUCUGGACACCGAUGACCAGGAGCUCGAGCUUCGUGACCGUGGCUUCAGCAAGACACGUUUGUGUGUGUUGUGCCCACUGCGCAACCACGCCUACAAGUUUGUCUACUCACUAGUGUCCAUACUGCAAGCCGACCCGUCCAGGUGCCCUAAGCUGGCCAUGUUCGAGCAGGACUUUACGGAGAUUGAGGAGGCCGUCGAUCCAACCUUCAAGCGGCGGCCGCGCGACUACCAGCGCGCCUUCGAGGGCAACAUCGACGACUCCUUCUGUGUAGGGUUGCGGCUGGAGCCGGAGCGGGUGCACGUCUACUCGCACCCCCUCAACAGCGACUUGCUCCUGUGCUCUCCGCUCGGCCUGCGCCGCCGUAUCGAGAAGAACGGUGACGUUCUCGUCUCCCUCUCCUCCAUCGAAGUGUGCCUCCUCGAGGACGCGCAGAUGCUCUUUCAACAAAACUGGAUGCACGUCACGGCUGUGCUGGAGUUGCUGAACAAACGCCCGACCGACACCACGCACGGCCUCUCUGAUCUGCGCCGCGUCUACGCGUGGGUGCUGGAAGGCAAGAGCGGCCGCCACCGCCAGACAAUCAUGUCGACAGAUGUAUGUAACGCGACAAUGCUGGCCACCUUCCGCACCGCCUCUGUGAACAACUCAGGGAAACUUUUGCUGCAGCGCCGCGCCGACCCCGGUGUGCUGUCACGGGUGCUAGUGCCGGUGCGGCAACACUUCAUCCGCUUCGACCCAGGCUCGCUGGCCACCGUCGACGAGGACCGCUUUGAGUUCUUUACGAAGCAGGUGUACGAGACCAAGAUCAACGCCAUGGCCGAGCGCGACGUCCGCGUCAUCAUUUUUGUUCCCUCGUACUUCGACUUUGUGCGCGUGCGCAACUACCUCCACCGUGAGUACCGUGAGAGCUACGUGGCACUGUGCGAGUACACCUCGCUAAAGCAGCAGCGCAAGGCUCUUGGGCAGUUCUCUGACCUCGAGCGCCCAGUCCUGCUCGUGACGGAGCGCUUCUACUACUUCAAGCGCUACUUUGUGAAGCUGGCAGAGGCGCUCCUCUUCUACAGUCCGCCAAUGUUCCCCGAGUACUACGCGUCCCUCGCAAACAGGCUCGUGUCGACGUCGCCGAACGCCUUCACAAUGACACUCUACUGCCGCUAUGACACGCACGAGCUGAACCGCUUGGUGGGCACGUCGCGCAUGGUCCAGUUGCUUGAGCGCGACUCCGGCGUCUUUUCCUUUGUUACCUCGUAG
This is a messenger RNA of Leishmania braziliensis MHOM/BR/75/M2904, 3207 nucleotides long. RefSeq lists its product as hypothetical. The transcript has a single exon. Gene Ontology annotation, molecular function: rRNA binding; U3 snoRNA binding. Gene Ontology annotation, biological process: maturation of SSU-rRNA from tricistronic rRNA transcript (SSU-rRNA, 5.8S rRNA, LSU-rRNA). Lineage: Eukaryota; Euglenozoa; Kinetoplastea; Trypanosomatida; Trypanosomatidae. Gene Ontology annotation, cellular component: nucleolus; small-subunit processome. Bases 1 to 3207 code for a protein of 1068 amino acids. The record is from RefSeq and is a predicted model, not a curated record.